Messenger RNA from Gambusia affinis (western mosquitofish), 8103 nucleotides. It is a transcript of the gene lhfpl2a, whose product is annotated as LHFPL tetraspan subfamily member 2a. Bases 6345 to 7019 code for a protein of 224 amino acids. Lineage: Eukaryota; Metazoa; Chordata; Actinopteri; Cyprinodontiformes; Poeciliidae. The record is from RefSeq and is a predicted model, not a curated record. The transcript is spliced from 3 exons. Gene Ontology annotation, cellular component: membrane.
UGGAUUUUCGCUCUCAUUUUCCUGUGCUGAGUUCUUCGUUUAACUGAGAUAGCUCUCCUGGUUUCUAGGAGGUUUUGUGAAACUUCUUGGCUGAUGUGACAUAAUAGAAAGUUUGAGCCUUUAAUUUGAACUGCAGUGAAUGUUGAGCAGAUGUGCAGAAAAGUUGGGACAGAUUCGCUUCGUCAGGGUGGAAAAUCUGACCUGUGAUGUCGUUACUACCAUGCCAGUCUGUAAUUUUCCUUAAAGAAUGUCAGGACUGAGGCUUUUAUGUGGGCCACAGUUAGACAUGACAACUGUGUUUUCUUUGCAAGAGUACGACUUCGUCAUUGUUGCAGAGUUUUGAGGCUCUUUGUUGAUUUUCCUUGACGUGAUUUCACCAGACCUCGCCACUGCCGGUCUAAUGCCCUCGGUGACCGGCAGCUUCCUGCAUUCCCUCUCAGCGGCUGCUGGGGCCGCUCAUUCAAACACAUCCUUGCAGAUUAUAAACACUCGUUUUGUUGUAUGUCAUUGCGUUGUGGUACAAAGGAAUCGGUGUGAAAGCGAACAAAUCUAGGUAUUUGUAGCGGCGCUGGAUGAGUUCUAGUGGUGGACGUUUGAGCUCCCCUAAUGGAUGGACUCCCUCUUAACUCUUCCACCAGCUCUAAACAAACACUCACCAUGGUGACGCGUGACUCCAGUCCUGACAAGUCCAUAGAUAUGCAGAUUGCUUCCUGUCGGUGGUACUGUGGAAAGGCGCUUCCUGCUGUGUUGCUGCAGUGAAAAGAGAGCAGCUCUGUGGGCCGCCUGAACAGGAGUUGUGCUCCUAGAGGUUUUAAACAGGUUCAGAGUGAAAUGAACCAGGAGUACCCUCUGCUUUCCCUGGUCCUGCUUGGUUGUAUAUAUUAAGGUAUAACCUGUGUUUGAACUAUUAAAAGGAGAGAUUAUAGGCAUUUCUUUGAGAGGUUUCACAAACUUUAGCUGUUCUUGGGCGGUUGUGGUUCCUAAUCCAUUGAAUUUUGGGGUCCACUGUAAAUAUCUUAGGGAGGCCUUAAGUGUCUCUCAAUUUCCUCAAUUUCCUUAUCUUGUGUCCAAUUGCUGUCAGCCUAAAAUUGUUUUUUCAAACUUGACCCCUUGAUUCCUCUACUGUUGUAUGUUUGAAACUUUUAGUUUCUAGUAAGCAAGGAAGUAGUUCUUGGACUAUCUCGUUGCACCAAGAGUCAACUAAGAAAGACUCAUCAUCCCAUAUGUUGGCAACAGUUACUUAAGUCCUUGAAGAAACGUUCUGAGUCGUUAAAUUUGAGUUCACAAUAGAAAAAUGUUGUGACAGUGACAAAUAGUAAGAAUAAUUUAGAAGCGCUGGGACUGUCUUUAGGCCCAAAAUCUAUCAAACUAGAAAGACUGGGCUGCCUUUUAGGGGUAAAAGAGCAUUGUCAAUCUUUUUUUAAGUGUUAGGACACUCCUAGAGUUAGAUUUGUAGAAAAAUCUGACCCAUAACAACCCUACAAAUAAAAAUAAAAAAACCUACAAAUGUUUCCCAAAGCUUCGCUAAAGUCUUGUAUUUUCAUGAAUUCAGUAUUAUGGAAAGCCUACUCUUGUGAAUUGGGUGUAUUGAAACGCUGCUGCUCUUUAGCUUACUACCAAGUAUAAUGUUACGAAUCUUGUACUAACUUCAGCUUCAUCCGUAAGAUGAGAUGUUUUACAACAUUAAUGCACAAUUUUCGCAAAAGCUAUAGCGUUAACUACAGUCACAUUUAAUGUCAACAUGGUGAAGUAUAAUUAGAUCAAUAUUCAAGCAAUCAAAUUUAUGACUUCAUGAAUAUCUGAAAAAUAAUAGGAUCUCUCACAGGAACCAAUCAAAUUUAAGCAAGUGAACUUUUGUAAAAAAAAAAAAAAAAAAAGUGGUUUUUCACCACUGGCACCGACUGAUCCACCUCAGUGCACAUUACUGAAACAAAUGUCGACAGAAAUCCACAAAAACACAUUAGUACGUUUUGCUCAUUGAGCCGCUCAUUGAGAAAUCCAUCGCUGUGAAAUCUGAUGGAGAUUUGGUACUCUCUAUGGGAAAUUAAGAAUUGAGAUGACAUCCCGCCUUCAUUUUGUGAUCUGAUUAUUUGAUUAGUGGAGCUGGCGACAGUUCAGGGGUCUGCUGACAAUAGUUCAAAGGAAAAGUGACUAACUAAAUUAAAUGUCAUGUUACUUUGUUAAUCCCCAAAUGAAAUUAGCUAACAUGAUUACUCUCUUUUGUUGUUUCAUUAUCAAAGUGCUUAAUUUUUGUGGGACAGACUAUAAACAGUCACAUGUAGACACAAAUUCAACAACUGUAUCAUCAGCGUAACACCUCACAUGCUAGCUGUGCAGCAUCGUCCUUGUUGCAGUUCUAAUACAGUUCAACAUCUUGCAGAAUCAUUGCGUGCCUUUUAUCAUUCUGACCAUUAAAAGUAAUCAAUUAACAACAACAGACCACACUUUUGUCCUGCCUGAAAACCCCUGGUUGUCUUCUGAUUCUGGGUCCAUCUCGGGUUUCCUCUGAGCAGUUGCCUUCGAGCUUCGGGGGGGCACAUGUGUCAGAUGUUGAGAGUCCUUUAAGUAGUGGCGGUCAUGGGGAUUAGAGUGGGAGGUCAGUGGGGUAGUUGCUGCAGUCUGGGGGUUUAAAACUCCUCUUUGGAUGUAAACUGAACCUCGAAUAAUCCUCCGUCUGACCCCCUGGUUACUCAGAGUAUUAGGGACAUCAUAAAUCCAAGUCGAGCCCCAACUUAGAUGGACCUCUCUAUCUUGGGAAACUUGGGUUCAGAUCCGUCUGUCUGGGAGCUCUUGGCAGACGUCUGGGCACAUGUUGCCACAAAUACCAGGCACAUUAACGAUACUGGACUAGUUUUACAUCUUCUAAUCCCCUUUCGAGACGAGCCUUAGAGAAGCAAGGAAUUGUGCCUCUAGCUGGCACGCGAUUCAACCACAUUGCAGCUAGGCGAAGGUCAAAGGUUAAAUGUCCAGGUCGUGCACGCUCCAUAUUCCCCCAGCUGGUUUGGAUUCUUUCAGCUCCGGUGUGUUUUUCAACUAUAUUCCUGUCAGUGAGGAAUUAGUCUUUGCAACGGGCCGGCAAAUGUUUGACCCCGACCCCUUUGGACGGCCCGUUUGUCUCACGUCCUCGCGUCAGACCACUCCUCUUGUCAAACUCUGCCGAGACACGAGCUGUAUGAGUGCAAGAGGUGGAGCAGAGUCUUUGAAAGAGUUUUGCUUUUGUUCCUGGAGCUUUUCAUGGUGAGGCAACGAGAAAACUUGUGAUUCAUGGAUUUAACUUUAGUCCAACUCCAAUGGAGUCGGCUGUCUGCGCCCGAUCUUAUGAGCUCAUCUGUUUUACACAAUCCAAACAUACACAGUGCUAGUUUGUGCAAAUACACACACACACACACACACACACACACACACACCACCCUGCAUAAGACCACAGAUCUGGGUCACUUUGUCUGCUGGAAGAAAAAAAAAGAAAGAAGGCUGGUGUUGAUAUCGCCACAGGAUGACGUAGACCAGAGCGUGCGCUCACAUGUGUGCGUGUGCACAAAGCUCUUAAAAACACACACACACACACACGCACACACACACACACACACACACACACUUGAGAUGUGACCACAAAAGGACCAGCAUUCCUCCUAUCCCUUGCUGGGAGGGAUCACCGGGGACCGAGGGAUGGAAACCUCUCAGUGCGGCCGGCACACGUGUCAACAGCGGUCCCCUGCUUUCUCUGCUGCCCUGCCAAACUCCGGUUUGGAGAAUGACUAACAGACUCCCAAGAGGCAGCAGGGAAACCAAGGCAGGGAGGGGGGGGGGAAAGUAGAGUCAAAGAGAAGAAACAGCUUUGAGAUUUGGCCCAGAGCUGUAUUUAUAACAUGAGCACAAAGGCUUGUAUAAGCACCUUUUAAUCUUCUCUGGCAUCCCCGCUGCUCUUUUAAUGUGUGCUCAGCUUACAUUUGUUAAUGCCUCUCAUAGAUAAAAUCUCAUACUUUUGUUAACUCACUGAAAGUUUGCUUGUUUUGUCUCCAGAGGCCUUUUGGGGUUUGGAUAGGGACCCCGUGAACGAGGAGGUCCUUUAUUCUCUUCCAAUUCACCGGAAUCUGUCGUUUCAAUCACUCGACUGAAAAGAGCUGUUUUACAGCCUAAUAAAUCAAGCUAAGCUACUUAAUCUAUAAAAUUUUAUACAAAUUGUCGAUUUAAGGAAAACAACUCUGGGGAAAGCUUAUGUUACAGUUGGAACAGCAUGAGUAACUCAAAUUUGGAAAGAAAUCCAGUUGAAUAAGUUGUUGCUUGGUCAGGAAUUGCUGUGUUUCACUAAACGGUUGCCAAAGAUGACAGCUUUUGCAAUCUUUUUGGGGAUGUGUGUGAAGGAGCGUUUACUAGAAAAGUCAAGAACUUCUCAAAUAUAAAACCAUUACAGUCCUCUUGGAUAAUGCGCCGUUCCCAUCAGAGCAAUAGAGUUACUAAUCAGAUCGUCUUUUCAGAAAGAAUGCAGCCCACAAUCUAAUCAGUACACUUGUUUAAAUAGGAACGGUAAUGACAAGUAUGAAGCUUUGGCCGGACACUGUGUGGUUAAAAACUGCUGUUGAACACUAAUUUAGCUGCCGUGACACAUAUUUCCAUUUUUAGCAAAAAUCCCUACAAAACAACUCUUAGACUGAGUUGGUAGAUCAAGCGUAUCUUUCUCAGUUGAGUUGUUGGAGUUUGGUGACGCUUGUUUUCUCUUUGGGUCAUCAAGUGUAGUUAUUUACUUCUCUUUCCUGCGUCUACAAUGCUAGCUCUGUCCUAAAUAAGAUAGAUACAAUGGUGAGUAAUAAAACUAUGUUAAAUACAAAUAUGACUUGCAUGACCUGAAGAUUAUUCCAGGAUAAAGAGACAAAAGGAAGGAGUAAUCCUCAAAGGAACCAUUUGAAAGCAGUAGUCAUGCAUCCGUAAAAAUUCAGCUUUAGCCGUACGGGUGUACGAUUCAAGUACACCCGUAUGCAGAUGACGUACUUUACUGCUGAUUCGAUCACUUCAGUAGCGGAGAUGCCUUGAAAUCAGAAGUUUCUCGGUUUGAAUCCUGCUUCCUUCACAAGUCGAUGUGACUUUGGUCAAAGCACGUUAGCCUAAAGUCGCCUGCUGUUCUGCGUUUCGGUGUGCAUAAUGUGCAUUUGUGGAUGUAAGUGGGUGAAUGUGUCUGCAGUGUGACGGGAAAGUCACAUGAUAGUUAUUAGCUCUGAAGGCAAGAGGAGAUGCAACUCUGUGUUGGUAAAGUAAAGUGUUUGCUGUGUGCAUUCUGAUGAUGAUGAACAGCAAAUCAUCUCAGGGAGAUCUGCUGUGGUUAGACGAAGGGUAAUUAAAGUCAAUAAAAAUGUAACUUCCUGACUCUAGUGCCCCCUGAUUCAGCAGAGUUGAUGCACUGAGGUUAUCAGCAGUCACAUGACAGCCGGACGGCCGUUAUCCUAUCAUCCGUUGGCUGACCUCAGGUCAGCUGUGUGGGCUGCCAGAUGAGAGGCCCCAAGCUUGUUUUUCUCUCAGUCUGCAUCCGCUCGUCGUUCCGACGUUUCCCCGUCUAUUUUAACCUCCCCAUCUCCUUCUCCACAGCGUGCACACAAAAACACAGCCAGACAGCCACAUCAAUUUUCUCCUUUUCAUUUUUACAACUUCAGCCGAUGAUCCGCAGGGAGUAGGAAGCAGCCUGAGUGACCUGAUCGCAAAUCCUUUAACAUAAACAAAGUGAAAAGAGAGAAGGCCCUUUUGAAACGAACUCAUCUUUCCACAACUCAUUAGACCCCCUCUCACCCCUCCCUUCAAGAUCUACACCAGCAGCCUCCCUUCCUCCUCUCUCUGCUCCUCCCGCACACUUUUCCUCAACCUCUGCACGUCUUUUCCGAUCAUCAAAGCGGGAAACCGUAUCGAGUCCCGGGCUCCCUCAGUACGCGGCACAAAAACUUGCCGCUCACCUUUGAACUUCGCGCAUACGUGUGUCUGAAGUGACGCCAGCGGGCUGGCUGUGGCAAAACGACUUCAAUACAAUGUAGACACCAAACAGCAGUCAGCAGAAGAGUCUGAAGACCACGCUGACAGAAGGAGGGUUGGCCCAGAGGAGGACGGAGCGACAGCUGUUCUGAAAAGACUCCGGCGGAAGAUAAGAAGAGUGAAACAACUCGCGAGGGGACAAGAGGGACGGUGCGGACUGCGAAUCAUUGAUGUGAACCUUUGUGUGUCCUUCCUGCAAAGGGUUUGCCUUGUUCCUACGUCUCCUCUGGAGAAGGAUCGUGACCUCAGCUUGGCGGCAUUUACGAGACAGGUAGCCCACGCACGUUUCUCGCGUCUCAGCACCCGUCGGUAACCCUGAGCGGCCGUCAGCCAUGUGCCAUGUCAUUGUCACCUGCCGCUCCAUGCUGUGGACUCUGCUGAGCAUCGUGGCUGCCUUCAGCGAGCUCAUCGCCUUCAUGAGCACUGACUGGCUGGUGGGGUUCCCCCGCACGCACGACUCCGUCUACCCCCACCUCGCCACGGCGGCCGGUGAGGCCUACAGACCGACUCUGGGAAUCUACGGGCGCUGCAUCAAGCUGGCCCACAUGCAGCGGGGGAUACUGUGCGGACCGUACGCCGUUCACUUCGGGGAGAUUGCCAGCGGGUUCUGGCAGGCCACCUCCAUCUUUCUGGCCGCGGGGAUCCUGCUGCUGUGUGCCGUGGCGUUCAUCUCCAUCUUCACCAUGUGCUUCCAGAGCAUCAUGAAGAAGAGUAUCUUCAAUGUGUGCGGACUGUUGCAAGGGAUCGCAGGACUGUUCCUGAUUCUGGGUCUGAUGUUGUACCCUGCUGGCUGGGGUUCCGACAAAGUUCAGCUGUACUGCGGCCAUGACGCCGCCCCGUACCGCGCCGGGCUCUGCUCCAUGGGCUGGGCCUUCUACACCGCCAUGGGGGGCACCGUUCUCACCUUCAUCUGCGCCGUCUUCUCGGCUCAGGCCGAGAUCGCCACGUCCAGCGACAAAGUCCAGGAGGAGAUCGAGGAGGGCAAGAGCCUGAUCUGCCUCCUGUGAGGGUUGGAGAAGCCGCGGCGUUGUUUACCACUAAAAACCAACUCUUAUUUCGUCUCUGUCUUGUGUCGAUGUGGGAGAAAUCUGCAAGUGCCAAGUUUUAUUUUUGUUCAGUUUUUUUUUUUUUUCUUUGCCGUCUUUGUCCCUGUGACACCAGGAGGUGCUGUGUGUGUUAUUGUAUUCAUGUCGUGGCUCUGCUGUCGCCACAUGUUCUGUAAAUAAAUGUGAUUAUAUGUAUUUUGUACAUAGCUAUGAUUGCAGAAUGAUGGUCGGCUUGAUCUUGGCUGGCCCGAUGACAUCACUCUUGCCACUCUUAAAAAAUUAAUAAAUUGUAACGUGGUGAUUUUGUCACCAGAUUGUAUAACGACGUAUUAAGGCCAUUAUAGGUAGGAAAAAAGAGAAAAUUUCUGCAAAACACCCCAGAAAUUUUUUCUAAAAAAAAUAAAAAAAUAAACCUUUGGAACUUGCCUUUAUUAAGCUCAAAAUUCCUGAGUUUCUCCAUGUCAAUUUUUGACAUUUAUCGCUCACAUUUCCACGUCUUUUGGCCCAAAGCUACUUUUUUUUUUUUUUGUUAAUCUACAAUGGCUCUAAUGCACCGUUGCAAUACCACGACCAGCAAAACAUGGUUCUUUUUGUUUUACCUGUGUGCCACAAGUGAGUAUUAACUCAUCAAGGGAACCACUACUCAGUCAGAAUAAGCAGCCUUUAGCUCAGAGUGGAUGUCCCUUUUCGAGCUUCCAGAAUGUACUAUUUGAACGAUUCAUGUUUUUGUAGACCGCUGAAAUGUAUUGGUGGGAAGGAUUCACUCGGGACUGCAGGAGGACGGUCCAAUGGACGCUCUGUGAAGAAGGUUCUGGUCCUUGUUGGUCGGACCGCCUGGAAUCCCUGCACAAAAGACUCGGACUGAACGACGAGGACGCGAGGAAAUGAAGUAUUGCUGUUGUUUAGUACUGUCUGGUUUCAGGGAGUGUGUGUGUGCGUAUACGUGCGCGCGUGUGUGUGUGUGUAUGUGUGUGCCAAGUCGAAGACAGUGUCGUAUCUGUUCUGAUUUGUUUCUGCCAAACUAAUAAAGAGAAGGGAAAACUGA